UUGAAAUUGUGGCCGGACUGAUGUGCAUUACGCGUGUAAUUCAGACGAAUAGAUAAUCUACUUCCGGAAACCAGAAGACGUGGUUUGCGUCGUGUUUGCGUGGUUGACCAACAUGGCCGGUGCGAAGUUUCAAUAUGAUGAGAGCGGCGGGACGUUUUUCUACUUUUUGCUUUCUUUUCUGGCUCUGGUGGUGAUCCCUUGUACCUACUACUUCUGGCCAAAGGAUGAUAGCAACGGAGAUGACAAAAAAGGUAGAAAAUGCCGUUGUCCGGACUGCAUGGAGAAAAGCCGGCGGCUGCGGUGCCACGAACCCUGGCGCCGUACCAAGCGGAACGCUGUGCGGGCAGUGCUCCUGCUCGGCUGGCUGGCUGUUUUCGCCACAGCAUACAAGGUAGCUCAUCUAGAACAUGAUUACGUGAAAUGGGACCCUUUCGAGAUCCUAGGCAUCGAGCCGACAGCGUCGGAACGCGAAAUCCGCCGAGCGUACCACAAGCUGUCACUGGUCUUCCACCCCGACAAGGACACGGGCGACGAGCAGAAAUUUAUGAUGAUCGCCAAGGCGUACGCUGCGUUGACAGACGAAGAAUCGAGAAAGAACUGGGAGACUUACGGCAACCCGGACGGCCCUGGUGCUACAACAUUUGGCAUCGCAUUGCCCUCUUGGAUCGUUGAAAAAGAGAAUUCCCUGUGGGUACUUGGCUUAUACGCGUUGGUGUUUAUGGUGGCAUUGCCAGUAGCCGUCGGUGUGUGGUGGUAUCGAUCCGCCAAGUACGGUGAAGACCAAGUGCUGUUGGAUACGUCUCACUUGUACCUCUACUUCAUCAACAAGUGCCAGACCAUGUCCCUGCGCCGUGUACUGAUGAUAGUGGCAGCAUCGUUAGAGUACGAGCGCGGUCACAACCCAGAGGUAAAGCAGCGGCCCUCGGAUGACAUCCAGGUACCCGCACUUAUUAAGGCCUUGCCAAACUUUAGCGAGAAGAACAAAGAACGUCCCCUCUGUUAUGAGUACAGCCUUAAGGCCCGAGCACUGCUGCACGCACACUUACUACGAAUGUCGCUCAGUCCAGCAUUGGAUGAGGACCGUCAGUGUGUGGUGCGACGCUGCCCAGCACUACUGGCAGAAUUUGUCAACUGUGGCGCUCAGCUCACGAUGCUGGGUUUUGCUGGCCGCAUAGCUCGUGUGCCCAAGUUGGAAACGCUCGAAGCAGCCAUGCGCUUGAGUGCCCUGGUGGUGCAGGCACGACCUGAGCACUGUUCACCGCUCUUGCAAUUGCCCCAUGUUGGAGAAGAGUUGAUCAAACCUAUGGCACGAAAGGGUGUCAGGGGACCCCAGGGCCUGGCCACACUGUCUGACAGGCGAGCAUUGUUCCGCAAUCUGAGCGAUGCCCAGUACCAGGAUGUGCUGCACUGUCUCGAGUGCAUGCCGCGUCUGCAGUUGGAUGUCCGGACCGAGGUGCUGGACGACGAGAAUGAAGGUGUCAUCACCGCAGAGUCUAUCGUAACAGUGACAGCAACUUUGACUAGGCUUCCGCUGCUCGACCCAAACAAUGUUGAUACCAGUAGCCUCAACAAUACUGUUACAGUGGUGGCUCCUGAACCCACUCUGGCAGAGCCACCCAAGGCAAAGUCGUGGGAGAAGCCAGUGAAGAAAAGAAAAGGAGGAAAGGGCACCAAAAGUGGCAAGGGUGGAGGCAAGCGUCCUGUGGUACAUCAAAACAAAGCGUCACAGAAUGUUCCUCCAGUGCAGGAAGCGGAGGAGAGCAAUUCUGAAGAUAGCGAUACAGUUGAGGAAGUACAUGAUACUCACGAAGACGAAGACGAUGACUGGCAGGAUGUCCAGAGAAAGGUGGCCAAGAAGGACAAGAGCUUGGAGAAGAAAUCAAAAAAGUCUCACAGUGUGCAUUGCCCACUGUUUCCAGAUGACAAGCAAGAGUACUGGUGGGUGUAUUUGGUGGAGAAACGCAGACACAGUCUGGCUACAGUGCCCUAUUUGGUCACAAGUCUCGUUGACAAGGAGGAAGUGCUCCUCAAGUUUACUGCCCCGUCCAAGCCAGGCGUCUACAACUACACGCUGCACGUGCGCAGUGACUCGUACCUCGAUCUGGAUGUGAGCCAACCCCUUAAACUGGAUGUCAAACCGCCACUUCCGCAGGCAGCACCGCCUCAGUGGGACAUCUCCGAUGACGAGGCAGAUCAUGCCGAACUGGAAGACAGUGCGGCCGAGGACUCUGACCUCGCUGACAGUUCUGAUCACGAUGCGUGAACGAGUGUUGCAAGUAGAAAGACUGUCCCUAUUUUUCUAUUAAAGUUUGACAAAGUAUUUA
This is a messenger RNA of Ornithodoros turicata, 2324 nucleotides long. RefSeq names its product translocation protein SEC63 homolog (gene Sec63). The coding region runs from base 113 to 2263 and encodes 716 amino acids. Gene Ontology annotation, cellular component: Sec62/Sec63 complex. The transcript has a single exon. Gene Ontology annotation, molecular function: RNA binding; transmembrane protein transporter activity. The record is from RefSeq and is a predicted model, not a curated record. Gene Ontology annotation, biological process: SRP-dependent cotranslational protein targeting to membrane; post-translational protein targeting to endoplasmic reticulum membrane. Lineage: Eukaryota; Metazoa; Arthropoda; Arachnida; Ixodida; Argasidae.